UCUUUUCUUUUAUUAUAUAUAUAUAUAUAUAUAUAUUAUCUUUUAUAUACAUAUAUAUGUGUGCGUAUUUUCAUGCUGAUCUAUUUUCGUUGUUCUCUCCUUGUUGAAAUCCAAAGGCUCUCUUUAUCGUUCCUUCAAUGGCAGUUGAAGCUCGGCAUCUGAAUAUUUUCUCUUCUCAGUUCAUCACCAAUAGUCACAACAGCAGAGAUUUUAUUAAAUCAAAUCAAGGGAUUGGGGAUAUGUACAAUACCCAGAUGGAUUCUUGUGUUCCUUUAAUUGAUUCAAAUUCAAUGCAUGAAGGUUCACAACUUUUACCAUUAUAUCAACCCCUCCUCUGUCAUCCAAAUAUUUCAGCCAACAAAGCUGAUAGCGGUCUUACAACUUACAACAUGAGUAUCCCAGUUUCAGCUCCAAGAAAAAGGUCUAGAGAUUCAUUCACCAAUGGCUUUGAUUCAUAUUCACUCCCUCAAAACAACAACCUUUCUGGUGCUUCCUCAGACGUUGAUGAUGAUGUCUUCUCCCAGAUCCAACAACAACAUGAUAUUGACCGUUUUAUUUCUGAUCAUACAGAAAAAUUGAGGUUGGAAGUUGAAGAGAGACGAAAGAGGCAGUCAAGAAUGUUGAUUACAGCGAUCCAAGAAAGGGUGAUGAAGAAACUCAAGGAAAAAGAUGAAGAAAUCCAGAGAAUAGGGAAACUCAACUGGGUUCUUCAAGAACGGGUUAAAAGCCUAUACGUAGAGAAUCAACUGUGGAGAGACUUGGCACAAACAAACGAAGCGACGGCCAAUUCCCUACGCAACAAUCUAGAACAAGUCCUGGCACAUGCGGGAGACAGCGGGGGAGGAGGUGCCGCUUUGGCUGAUGACGCAGAGUCCAGCUGUGGCAGCAGCGACCAAGGGUGGCGCGAGGUGGUGACACCACAAGCACAGGGGAGUUGUGGGGCGCAGGAUAAUAAUAAGGCGUUGGUUGUUGGGAACAAUAAUAGGAAGUGCAGAAAGUGUGGGGAGAAAGAGUCAAGUGUCCUGUUGCUGCCAUGCAGACAUCUAUGUCUUUGUACAAUGUGUGGGUCCACCAUGGUAGGCACUUGCCCUGUUUGUCUUUCUCUUUCCAACGCCAGUGUUCAUGUUAACAUGUUAUGAACACUUGCUUUUCUUUUUACUUUUUCUUACAGUUGUUUAGUGAAACAAAAUCAAGAAAAAGGAAAUGCAAAUAUCUUUCUACAAAUGGAUCAAGAGUUUUACUUUGAUGAA
Messenger RNA from Gossypium raimondii (Peruvian cotton), 1250 nucleotides. Its product is annotated as BOI-related E3 ubiquitin-protein ligase 1. Gene Ontology annotation, biological process: regulation of programmed cell death. The record is from RefSeq and is a predicted model, not a curated record. Gene Ontology annotation, molecular function: ubiquitin-protein transferase activity. NCBI's taxonomy places the organism in Eukaryota, Viridiplantae, Streptophyta, Magnoliopsida, Malvales, Malvaceae. The transcript has 3 exons. The coding region runs from base 138 to 1139 and encodes 333 amino acids.